Molecule: messenger RNA, 5153 nt
Organism: Tribolium madens (black flour beetle)
Lineage: Eukaryota; Metazoa; Arthropoda; Insecta; Coleoptera; Tenebrionidae
Product: protein Skeletor, isoforms B/C
Exons: 8
Coding region: 180-2252 (690 amino acids)
Source: RefSeq, a predicted model, not a curated record
CGUUUCCCGCGUUUGCAAACGCUAGCCUGGCCGCAGGUACCUUCGGUACUGACAUGUAAUGUUUAAGUGAUUCUUUCGAUUAUUAUUGUUUAUUUUUUGUUCGGUUGUAUAGAAAGUGAAUUUGUGAAUGUAGAGUUUGUGAAGUUUGUGACCGCCACAAUAACCCAUCGCACGAUACGAUGCUUCGACCCUUUUUAGCUGUUCUUCUCUUCGCCUCUGCAGGAUUAGGUGGCAGACACCCUGAACCUUACUACGGCCGGCUCAUAGGACCUUUACAGGAGUUCGCCCAUGGAAUAAAAGGAACCGUUUAUGCCGUGGACGAAAGCACGAUUUUUAUAAAGGGAUUCUCGUAUGAUGGAACAGGACCUGAUGCGUUUUUCUGGAUUGGAAACUCGCCAAGACCCAGUCCGGAAGGCAUUAUUAUUCCGUAUCCGGAGAAUUAUGCAGGAAGGGAGCCUCCGGUAUUACGAGCUUACAACAACACGAACAUAAUCCUAAGGCUGCCGAUGGGUAAAAGAAUUAGAGAUAUCCGAUGGCUUUCCGUCUGGUGCCGGCGCUUUACGGUCGAUUUCGGCGAAGUUUUCAUCCCUCCAAACUUAGAAGUACCCAAACCUCGAGUUCUUCCGGAAUUCAAACGACUAGCUCACGGCCUGCGCUCAGACAAUAUUAGCAUUUUAGAUGCCAAAACUUUUUACAUUCCGAAUUUGCAUUACGACGGGGCUGGACCCGAUGCCUACUUCUGGGUGGGCAACGGCAGCGAACCCUCGCCUUUCGGGAUCAAAGUGCCCAACGAAAUGGGCUCUUUAGACCCAUUGAGGGGCUACCAAGGUGAAGACAUCGAAAUCCAGCUUCCUGGAUCCAUCACGGUCUAUGAUAUCGACUGGCUGGCCGUCUGGUGCGUCCAAUACCGACACAAUUUCGGACACGUCAUCAUCCCCAAAGACCUCGACGUCCCUCCGGCUUUAGGCCAAACCAAAAUCUCGACGAGCACUUCGAAGCCGUCAAGUCCUGCGAAUUGUCAAGAGUUCUUAGACAAACGGUUACAAGUACGAUGGGAAAUGAGAGGAGAUUACGUUCAAAUCACACUGGCAGCGAAAAUCCGUGAAGAUCAAUACGUCGCGUUUGGACUUUCGGGGGCUCCCACCAAGUCGCAAAUGGUCGGCGGAGACGUGACCGUCGCUUUCUACGACACUAACUCUCGAACUUUCAAAGCUGUGGAUUACUACAUGUCCACAACGGCCCAAUGUGACGGCAAGUCUGGUGUUUGCCCCGACGAACGAAUCGGUGGCCGAAACGACGUCACCUUAAUCUCAGGCGACCGCAAAAACGGCAUUACUACCAUCACCUACAUGAGACCUCUCCAGACCAAUGAAGCCGUCAAUGACCGACCUAUACCCAGCCAAGGCAACAUCAGCGUGAUCGCCGCUUUCGGACCACUCAACUCCAGAAAAGAAGCCAACGCUCAUUCUAUAAGAGAUAAGACAGAAGGAGAUUAUAUGAUCGAUUUCAGCGACGUCGAUCAUAACAUGUGCAGUGGGGAUUUGGACGAUUUGGACGACGAGGACGAAAUUAAGCCCUGGCCACCGGCGAAGAUCACAGGGGAAUCCACCUUUACGGCGAAAAUCGGGCCGACUGGCGGCAAACGGGGCUACACAGCCAUCACAGGGCAGCCUUCCUGGGGCAUCGCCUGGUACAUCAAUGACCUCCUAAUCCCCGAAAUAACCGUAGAACGCGGUCAGACUUACACCUUCAUAGUGGAAGGGGGUAGUGACAGUAGCAAUCCUGCACGCUACCACCCUUUCUACAUCACCGAUUCGGUGGAGGGUGGUUUUGGACAGAAAAACGAAGAAGAAAAACGCCAACAAAAAGUCUAUGCUGGAGUUGAAUAUGACCGGGAAGGCUACCCCUAUCCGACAGCCUCGGGGAGGUACUGCGAGUUGGCACACAAGAGUAUAGACAAAUCGGCCGAAUCGGAGACUUUUGAGGAGUAUUUGGACACGCUGAGGUUGGAGUGUGACCAGGGAGAGCCGGGAUAUUUGAAUUGGACGGUUCCGAUGGACGCACCCGAUUUACUCUACUAUCAAUGUUAUACACAUAAUAAUCUAGGUUGGAAGAUCCACGUGGUCAAUCCAGGGGCGUCGCAAAGCAAUGGGGAAGCGCCGUCUCGAAGUGUUUCAAUUAUCGCACUUGCUGCUAUUUGUCUACUGACGGUUUCGGCUAUUACAAUACAUUCUCGUGGCCGUAUUUUCUAACGUUUUGAUGAAAAUCGCGACAAUAAUUUUAUAUGAUGUUGACUGAUUAUUAUUUCUGUGACGAGACAAUAACUUUAUCUUCUAAUGCGUCCAUAUCAGUUAAAUAUCGUGGUGUAAUUGGCAUUUCCAAAAAUGUAACUCUUCGUUUUGUUUUAUAAAAGGUUCUACAAUAACAUAUCUGGUUCUGAAGUUUCCCAAAGUCAUUGAUUCCCUAUUGAUUCGAGUGUCAUUUUGAUAAGGAUUUUGAGAUAAUCGAUAAGAAUAUGAAUUAAAUAUUUUAAAUAUUGCAAAAAAUAAAGACCUUCAAAAAUUUCGAAAAUGCAUUUAUAAAAAUACUUACCACUUUAGAAAAUACCAGCUUGAAAAACAAUAAAAAAUCAGAAUAUAUACGACUAUAGUCUAUAUUUUUUUAUUUGUUGGUGGGGGUAGUGUGAAUCAAGAACACGACAUGACCUCCGUCUGUUUUUGACAUUUGACAGCUUCUGACAUUUUGGUACUAAAGUAAAAGUUAAAGCUUCUUCCUUGCAUUAGAAUUUUUAUAGGGCUUGAAUUACCAUCGUUAUGAUGAUAGCUACAUGAUGGUAAGUCACACUUUUGGCACUAUCUCUGCGUUACUAUAAUCGCAUUUGUUAAAAUAAGAUAAAUAGCCUGACCGACCUUACGCAAAUAUGUAGCGAGAUAGCAACAAGGCUGUUUACAAAUGUUGAAAAGAGAUAGCUAUCUGGUACGUUUUUCGAAUUAUUAAUCGAUCCACGCAUAAAUAUAAAAAAACGGAUUUUAUAUUCGUCAGAAACGCAAACAUUGAAAAUUUUUUUUUAGCUUAAAUUCUUCCCUUCUUUUCAUAGAAUCUCUAAUUUUCGAUAAAGAGAUUACAAAAAGAAAUUAAGAUAUUGAACAGUUAAAAUUUUAGUGUUAAAAAGUACAAAUAAGUAUAAGAAAAUAACUACAAUCUUCGUAAAGAAAUUAAGUAGCAAAUUUAAAUUAAAAAAAAAUUAAAUUUAGUGUAAUUAUUAAUGCUCCAAAAUUUAAAAACUAACUUUGAUAAAGAAACUGAACGAUGUUUAAAUAUUGAAAGACAUUAAUAACUUACAACGAAAAAAGUAAGGCAAAAAUCCUUAAGAAUCUUCAAAAAUUGGAUACAUGAUGUUAAUAUAAUAUUGAUAAUAUUGAACUUAAAAUCCUACGCAAAAACUAUAAUUUUAUUAUUUUUGUAAAAUGAAUUAGCUCUAAAAUUUGCAGAUAUUGCCAUAACAAUUUUAAUUAACAGAAUUAAGAUCUUAAAGUCUGUUCUGCUGAAAAAGAUUUUAGAUCGAAGGAAUAUUAAAAGAAAUUGAAGACAAACAUUUCAAAAAUACUAGUCGAAAUAUCUGAAUUAUCUGAUAAAAAUAGAGAAACGUGACUUUUUGAUGCUUCCUGUGAUUGCAAUUUAUAUCCUCAAAAGACUCUUGACAGUUGAUAUACAUCGGUAUGUGUAUGAAGCGGCAAAUUUAUCACCCUUGAGAGUCUGCCGCCUUUUAGAAAUUGUGAAACAUAUCUGAAACCCUUUUACCAAAGAAUGAUUUAAUUUUUUUGCUGUCUUGAGGGCAAGGGACACGCAUGAAAAAGAGGAACCAAGAAAAUUAUCGUGCAAACAUAUCAAAGACUUUGUAGAAUCUUUAUUUUGUAGGUUUUUGAACUAAUUUUGCGUUUUUAGAAUCAGUGGUGGAGGGAUUGCCAAGAGGAGUAUCACUGUUUAGAUAAUUUUUUUAUUAGAAUUAAGUUUUUGUUAAUUAUGUAGAUGAGAAGUUGCAAAGUCUUACCCAAAUCUAGCAAAUUUAGCCCAAAACCAUCAUCUCUUUGGGCUUUUUAAUAAAAUAAAGUUGUGUCUACUUGCCAAUCCUCGCCAUACAUUUUUUAAAUUUUGCGGUUACGUUUUUGGAAAUAAAAAUCGAUGUUAAGUGGACUUUAAUUUUGGAUUGAUUAAAGUCAAUAUACAAAACAAGCGACAAUAAUUAUUGUACUGUGUAAGAAUAUGUGCACAAAUUUAAUGAUAAUUUCUCAAUACUUGUAAUAUAUAUAGUGAGCUAAUUCUAAGGCUGUUUUCGCUGACAAUAACAGUUAUUUUGUAACAUUUUUUAAAUAUUUUAAAUUGAUGGUGUUCAAAAUAGGUAUGUUUCACACAUAUCCAUUCAAUUUAUGACAAUAACAUAAUAGUGUAGGUAUCUGUAUUUCACUAAAUGUUCACACGAUCAAAAAACCCAGACAAUAAACGAAUUACAACGGAAAACGACCAAAAAACUUCAAGUUUUUGGCAAGUGAACUAAAGCGUCAAUUACAUAAAACAAUGUCGCAACUAUUGAUGCUAAAAUUCAUUGUUGUUUUAUUUAUUGUAAAUCGGCUUGAUAUAUUUAUUGCAUGUUGGAGUGACUUGACAAUAAUUGUAAAUAAUCGCAUUUUCGAUUUAAAAUAUUUGACCGUGUGAUCUGUACUUAUACAAAUAUUUAGGAUACUCCAUAUCAAACGUUAAUUUUGACUCUUUUUUCAUAGUUGUUAUAAAUUUUUAUAUUUUAAAACAAAGUAGUUAUUAUGUAGAAUAGCGAAGGUUUAUAUACUGCGCAUUUAGGUGUUUUAAAUGGUCUUUCAGUGUUUUUUAUUCGAUUUGAAUUCUCGUUGUAGUUUUGAUUUUUUAAAUGCAUCUCAUACUCAACUGCUUACAUCGUGAUUGAUGCAAGCAGCCGUUAGGCUUUAAGUAAUUACGCAAUUUAACGGAAUUAAGUUAUUGGAGUGCCUUUUGUAAGAAAUAUUUUUCACUUUGUAAAACAAUAGUUUAUUUGGAUUUCUCAUUGACUCCAUUAUUAGGUCGUCCUAUAAAUAAAUGUACGCUAGUUAUCAAAUUUUAUUUCAAUAAAUUUACUGUGAAAA